CACUGUCCCUCCCUUUCCCUCCCUUUACACACAGGCUUGAGAAGACACUGGAGAAGACUUUGAGUUUGUUGUGUUGCGGGCCUCCCUUUCAGUUGAUCUCCUGUGUGUCUGUCAUGGAUAGAAAAAGAAUAGCCCCUGAGCCACUGGACCUUUUAUGCAAGAAGCCUUGCUAUGAUGCGGAUGAUGAUAUAUCUUCCCCGUGCCUAUAUAUCCACUGAUGAAAGGCCCACUGAAAUUACUAGUCGACUUACUGCUAGUGAUCGUAAGCACCGUUACUUAUCGACAUUCAUCAAGUGGAUCAAGGAAACCACGUUUUACCCUCUGUUUGGGAUGACCGACAUCACCGUUACUGUGAGGGUGGAGGUGGCUACCUUUGAUUCGCUUAAAAUCGACGAUAUCUGUCAAGUUUGCCAAGAAAAAGCUGCAGAGUGUGGACUAGUGGAGGCUGUGAACUCCUUUAACUGGGAGGGUAUUGCGGAUAUUGACCUUGAGAAAAUUGAUGAGCGGCUCCUUGAAGUGGCGACAAGUGCUCAAGCCUGUAAAGUGUUUGGCUUUUACAAUGGCCCAUCGAAAGUUUUUCUCUGGGGGCUGGUCUCCCUUGGACGCAAGAUGCUCUGUGUCAAGCACAAUGCAAGGCUCUACCUCUCUGACUACCCUAGACUCCGGGCUCUGUGUGAGAGUCGGGGUGAAGAAGAGAAUUGAAAUUCCCAGUGAUGACACCAGCUCAACUACACAUAACCGAAAAGCCAGGCACGAGGAUGACCGGAGUAGUGACCUGAGUAGAGCCGAUAGGAGUGACCCAGGCACAGGGGAUGAGCAGGAAUUGAAAGGUGCACCUGAUUUGACAAUCAAGCUACUAAAAGAUCCCAAAGUCUAUCUGAUGAUUGGAGAGUUGAAGAAGAAGGUGACGACAAUGGAAAAAAUGAGACUGAAGGGUGUGUGGAGGGGUGGGUCAAAAACGAAGCUGGAAGAAGUAUAUAGAAGUGUGCAACACCCAAAUAGGACAAUUGCUGUUUUAUUUGGUGACAUUACAACUAAAGCGGUUGCAGCUCUACCUGGACCCAACCGAGCGCGAGAAAGACCACGGGCAACCAACAACAGCUCUUGGUGUAUAUAUGGAAGGGGACAAGACAACACAUGUUGUGGCAAGACAAAUAUCGGAGAGUGGGAGAUCCUCCUGAAUAUCACCAAUGAGUUUGAAUUCUGUGGGAAAGGCCUCGGAGAGACGGUGAAGAUUGUCCACCAUUUCAUGAGCAUGAGGUCCACAUGAAACUUUGAUCAUUCUUUACAUUAUACACACACAUCAAUGAGAUUUUUUAAAUCUACAUGACAUGUCAAUAGAAAUGAGG
Messenger RNA from Geodia barretti, 1349 nucleotides. Lineage: Eukaryota; Metazoa; Porifera; Demospongiae; Tetractinellida; Geodiidae. The record is from the annotation of a GenBank genome assembly.